AUGGGUUCAGGGAGCAGAAUUAAGUUUGCUAUUUGUGAAGUACUGCAGUUUGCCGCCUUCUGUGUUCCAUUUUUCAUUGUGAUGCAGCGCUUUGCUGUCAUCCUAGCACAAGCGAAGAGCCAGAUGCAGCCCUCUGGAGGAAGAUCUAGCAUGGCUUACUGGUUGAUCGUGUCUUCAUCUGUUGCUUAUCUGACAACCAUGGCACUUCUGGUGUGGCUACCAAUUAAAUACAUGGUGUUCAUAAAGAAGAAGGCCCUGGUGGGGAGAAAGAAAUGGAGACCUGUUGCUCUGGCGUAUGUGCUCCUCUCCACAUUACCCACUUUUGCAUUCCUAAUAGCCAGUUCUGAGGUGCAGAUUAGAAAUAAUAUGCAAUUUGAUACCUUCAAUGAGUUACCCGUGUCUUUGGUCCUGUUUUCCCUCAUCCUCAUUGACAUUGUGGAAAGAAUCCGUCACUGCAGACUUACUGGCCGGGCUAAUGAAUUGCAUCGAAAUGCUGACAUCCCAACCCUUAGCCUUGAGAUGAUGAUGCCAAUAGCUAGUACUGCCACUGGGCCAUCUCCUGUAGCAGUAAGUACUAGUGUGGGGCCACAGAAUGGAGCAAGAGCAACUAAUGGUCCCGCUCCAAGGUUAUCUGGAAGAACUGCAGUUACAGGGUUAUCAGGCAAUGGGAUGGUGACUGGGUUGCCUGCCAGUGGAGGAAUUACAGGGAUUCCAGGCAACAUGACAGGCUCAGCUGUGCCCAGCAAUGGAGCAGUGCCAGUAUUGUCAGGCAAUAACCAGAGGCAACCAUAUACUAUAUCUGGGAUUUGUCCAAGCACUGGCCUGCCCUUAAGAAAUUUCCCAUAUGCCACUGCAUACACGGGGCCACUCCGUUUUUUGCUAGCAAGUGAUGUGCGUGCUGAUGCCUUUGCUGACAGCUUCCUGUUCUGGUUGGACACAGCUGAAAUGGUGCGAGUUGCAAAUCACACCUCUGUCUACUUCUCGGGUUGGGCUUUACCAGUGUACCUCUUCAGCUUUCUUUCAAUGCUGCGAUUGGCUCUAAUGCCCCAUAUUCCCCUUCUCUCACCACUGGGGGUGGCCCUACAGGACCUCCCUUUCCUCAUUUUGAGAGUGGCCCUUCUAGCCAUUUUUGGGUUUGUCACACCAGUCCUGUUUGUGAUGAAGAACUUCUUGGUGUGUUUGGCUUACAUUUACUUUAACUUCAUGACCAAGCUUAAAGUCUUCAACACUGAGAGGAUGUUCUGA
Neoarius graeffei (lesser salmon catfish) is the source of this 1245-nucleotide messenger RNA. Its product is annotated as transmembrane protein 236. The record is from RefSeq and is a predicted model, not a curated record. Bases 1 to 1245 code for a protein of 414 amino acids. NCBI's taxonomy places the organism in Eukaryota, Metazoa, Chordata, Actinopteri, Siluriformes, Ariidae. The transcript is spliced from 4 exons.